GGAGCUGCCCAAGCCGGGGGGAGGGGAGACAAGAUGGCGGCGACGGAGGAGCUGAGGCUGAGGUGAGAGACUCCGCGAGUCCCGACCCUAGCUAGAGUCGGCUGUCUGCUCCGUUCCAGCGCCGCGCUGCCGGCGGUUUCCUAGAAACAUGGUUUCUUGCUCGUGUUGAUCUCUCAGUUUGUGAAGACUCCUUCUCUGAUAAUGUCAAGUUCGGGCUACCCUCCUAACCAAGGAGCAUUCAGCACAGAACAGAAUCGUUAUCCUACUCACUCUGUCCAGUACACCUUCUCUAACCCUCGACAUCAGCAGGAGUUUGCAGUUCCUGAUUAUCGUUCUUCUCAUCUGGAAGUCAGUCAAGCAACUCAGCUCUUGCAGCAGCAGCAGCAGCAGCAGCAACUUCGUCGACGGCCUUCCUUGCUUUCUGAAUUUCACCCAGGCUCUGACAGAUUUCACUGGGAUAAAAUUCAUACACUUGAAUAUUCAGCAGAGGGUAUUUGUCUGUCUAGGCCUCAGGAAAGGAGAACUGGCUAUGAGCAGCAAUUUCACCCAGGUCCGUCACAGACUGAUCAUGAUUCGUUGGAAUCUAAGCGACCACGUCUUGAACAAGUUUCAGAUUCCCAUUUUCAGCGUGUUAGUGCUGCUGCUGUGCUGCCUUUAGUACAUCCUCUACAGGAGGGAUUGCGAUCUGCAGAUAUUAAGAAGGAACCAGCUUUUGGAGGCAAGCAUGAAGGGCCAUCUUCUCCAGUCUCUGGUCAGCCCUGUGGAGAGGACCAGAAUGCAUCACCUUCAAAACUGUCAAAGGAAGAGUUGAUACAGAGCAUGGAUCGUGUAGAUCGAGAAAUUGCAAAAGUGGAACAGCAGAUUCUUAAAUUGAAGAAAAAGCAACAACAACUCGAAGAAGAAGCUGCUAAACCUCCAGAGCCAGAGAGGCCUGUCUCCCCUCCUCCAGUGGAACAGAAACACCGCAGUAUUGUCCAAAUUAUUUAUGAUGAAAAUCGGAAAAAAGCAGAAGAAGCUCAUAAAAUUUUUGAAGGGCUUGGUCCAAAAGUCGAACUGCCACUUUACAACCAACCAUCAGACACAAAGGUGUACCAUGAAAACAUCAAAACAAACCAAGUGAUGAGGAAAAAGCUGAUUUUGUUCUUUAAGAGAAGAAAUCAUGCAAGGAAACAAAGGGAACAGAAAAUCUGUCAACGUUAUGAUCAGCUGAUGGAGGCAUGGGAGAAGAAAGUAGAUAGGAUAGAAAAUAAUCCCCGCAGGAAAGCUAAAGAAAGUAAAACAAGAGAGUACUAUGAAAAACAGUUCCCAGAAAUCCGAAAGCAAAGAGAACAGCAAGAACGAUUUCAAAGGGUUGGCCAAAGAGGGGCUGGCCUUUCAGCAACUAUUGCUAGAAGUGAACAUGAGAUUUCUGAAAUCAUUGAUGGACUCUCUGAGCAGGAGAACAACGAAAAACAAAUGCGUCAGCUCUCUGUCAUUCCUCCCAUGAUGUUUGAUGCAGAACAAAGACGAGUGAAGUUUAUUAAUAUGAAUGGUCUGAUGGAGGACCCCAUGAAGGUGUAUAAAGACAGACAGUUCAUGAAUGUCUGGACGGACCACGAGAAGGAGAUAUUUAAGGAAAAGUUUGUCCAGCAUCCCAAGAACUUUGGUCUAAUUGCCUCCUACCUGGAAAGAAAGAAUGUUCCAGACUGUGUUUUGUAUUAUUAUUUGACCAAGAAAAAUGAGAAUUAUAAAGCCCUUGUACGAAGAAAUUAUGGCAAACGUAGAGGAAGAAACCAGCAGCAAAUUGCACGUCCUUCACAAGAAGAAAAGGUAGAAGAAAAAGUAGAAGAGGAGAAAGCAGAAAAAACAGAGAAAAAAGAGGAAGAAAAGAAAGAUGAAGAGGAAAAGGAUGAGAAGGAAGAAUCUAAAGAAAACACCAAAGAGAAGGAUAAAACAGAAAUUGCAGCAGAGGAAACGGAGCAGGCUACUCCUAGGGGACGAAAAACUGCCAACAGUCAAGGUCGUCGUAAGGGCAGGAUCACCAGAUCUAUGACAAAUGAAGCUGCAGCAGCAAAUGCUGCUGCUGCUACCGAAGAGCCACCACCGCCUCUUCCUCCACCUCCAGAGCCCUCUUCUGUAGAGCCUGUGGAGACCUCCCGCUGGACAGAGGAAGAAAUGGAAAUUGCUAAAAAAGGGUUAGUGGAACAUGGUCGCAACUGGGCAGCAAUAGCCAAAAUGGUUGGAACUAAAAGUGAAGCUCAGUGUAAAAACUUCUACUUCAACUAUAAAAGGAGACAUAAUCUGGACAACCUCCUUCAACAGCACAAACAGAAAUCUUCACGAAGGCCUCGUGAGGAGCGGGAUGUAUCACAGUGUGAAAGUGUGGCGUCAACAGUCUCUGCUCAGGAGGAUGAAGAUAUUGAAGCAUCCAAUGAAGAAGAGAAUCCAGAAGACAGUGAGGGUGCUGAAAAUAGUUCAGAUACAGAGAGUGCUCCAUCUCCUUCACCAGUGGAAGCUUCCAAACCCAGUGAAGACGCUAUGUCUGAAAGCUCUGCUUCUAGGAUAACCACUGAGACAACAGCAGAACAGGAAUCUGCCAUUAAAACUGUACCUAGCACAUCCCCCUCCUUGGCAGCCCAAAGUACACAAACAGCUGAAAAUCAGAAUAUUGAGCUCCAAGUUAAGGAAGAAAUAAGUAAUGAGGCAGAGGAGCCAAUGGAGAUGGACAGUAGAAGCCACCCAGCUGAAGCUAAGCCUGUGCUCAGCCUUCCAGUGCAUACCAAAGCAGAACCUAUAGAUUCUGAAAUGAGGUUACCAGAGAAUAUUCAAGUGAAAAUAGAGAGUGAUACCAAAGAGAGGGAUUUGGAGAAACCCAAGGAAAAGUCAGAACCUGAAGAAAUGGACUUUAGCCUGUCACAGCAGAGUAGUACAGCAAGACCAGAGCCCAAUUCAGACAAUGAUUCUAGUGCUACUUGUAGUGCUGAUGAAGAUGUUGAUGGGGAACCUGAAAGACAAAGAAUCUUCACUAUGGAUUCAAAGCCUUCACUUUUAAACCCUACUGGAUCUAUACAAGUAUCCUCCACAAUAAAACAAGGGCAGAUGGACUUGCAACAACUUCACCAUCGAGCUGCUGUAAUACCACCUAUGGUCUCUUGUAGCCCAUGUAAUGUAUCUAUUGGAACACCCAUUAGUGGUUAUGCUCUCUAUCAGCGGCAUAUUAAAGCUAUGCAUGAGUCAGCAUUGCUGGAGGAGCAGCGCCAGAGGCAGGAGCAUAUAGAUAUGGAGUAUAGAAGUUCUGCAAGCCCAUGUGGCACCUCCAAGAGCCCUAAUGUUGAGUGGGAAGGAAAAUCAGUUGCUUAUAUGCCUUAUGUUGAGGUCAAACGAGCAAUAGAACAGGAAGCACAGGUGCAAAACACAGCAGGAAGGUCGGCAUCGCCAUACAGGCUAUCUCCAAGAGAAGUCAGUAAAGCCUCGCCACAGCCUGAUAUGAAUGCAGCUCGCUAUAGUGUCCCACCAGUUCUCCAGCCUGCUCCUCAUCAAGUAAUAGCAAAUAUACCUGAAGGAGUCCGGCUCCCAACAACCCGGCCGACCAGACCACCACCUCCACUCAUUCCAUCCUCCAAAACUACUAUGCCAUCAGAAAAACCAUCUUUCAUUAUGGGAGGCUCAAUCUCACAAGGAACACCUGGCACUUACUUAACAUCCCAUAGUCAAGCUUCUUACAGUCAAGAACCAGCAAAGCCAUCCGUGGGAUCCAUAUCUCUUGGUCUGCCGAGGCAACAGGAGUCUGCCAAACCUGCUUCCAUACCCUACAUCAAGCAAGAAGAGUUCUCUCCCAGAAGCCAGAAUUCUCAGCCUGAGGGCCUCUUGGUCAGAGCACAGCAUGAAGGUGUGGUUCGAGGUACCACAACAACCAUACAAGAAGGAAGUAUAACACGAGGAACUCCAGCCAACAAAGUUCCUGUUGAAACCAUUCCUUCUCUGCGAGGCUCCAUUACUCAGGGUACCCCAGCUUUGUCCCAGUCUGGCAUUGCUGCUGAUGCAUUGCUGAAAGGAACCAUCACCCGACUGGCUACCGAAGACAGCAGCCCUGAGAAGUGCCGAGAGGAAGCUGCAGCCAAAGGCCAUGUUAUUUAUGAAGGCAAGAGCGGGCAUAUCUUAUCAUAUGAUACAGCUAUUAAGAACGUCCGAGAAGGAACCAGGAGUCCAAGGGCUGCUCAUGAAAUCAGUUUAAAGAGAAGUUAUGAUACGAUGGAAGGAAAUAUAAAACAAGGAAUGUCAAUGAGGGAGUCUCCAGUGUCUGCACCAUUAGAGGGGUUAAUAUGCCGUACACUGCCAAGGGGCAGCCCUCAUGCAGAACUGAAGGAGAGGACUGUGCUGUCUGGCUCUAUAAUGCAAGGUACACCAAGAGCAACAACUGAGAGUUUUGAAGAAGGCCUGAAGUAUUCUAAACAGAUUAAGAGAGAGUCUCCUCCCAUACGGACAUUUGAAGGAGCCACCAAGGGAAAGCCGUAUGAUGGAGUCACUACCAUUAAAGAAAUGGGCCGUUCCAUCCAUGAAAUCCCAAGACAGGACCUUUUAAGCCAAGAAAGUCGCAAGACUCCUGAAAUAGUACAAAGUGCAAGGCCAAUUAUGGAAGGCUCCAUUUCUCAGGGUACACCCAUAAAAUAUGAAAGCAACUCCGGCCAGUCUGCCAUCAAACACAAUGUAAAAUCUUUAAUCACUGGACCAAGUAAACUGCCCCGUGGAAUGUCUCAGCUGGAAAUGGUACCGGAAAAUGUGAAGGCGGUAGAACGAGCAAAAUAUGAAGAUGUGAAGACUGUGGAGGCUGUACGUUCCCGUCAUACAUCGGUGGUCAGCUCUGGCACCUCUGUCCUCAGGUCAACUCUUCAUGAAACUCCCAAAUCACAGUUGAGCCCUGGGAUUUAUGAUGACACCAAUGCAAGGAGGACACCUGUGAACUAUCCAAGCCCUAUGUCCAGGAGCUCACCUAUGAUGAACAGAGUUACUGAAGCUGGAAUAUCUUCUGGGAAGCCUCCUAAUCAUGAAAGGAAAACCACACUUACCCCAACGCAGAGAGAGAGCGUACCAGCGAAAUCUCCAGUCCCAGGGGUUGAUCCUGUAGUAACUCACAGUCCGUUUGAUUCCCAUCAUAGAGGCUCUACUCCAGAAGUCUACAGGAGCCAUCUCCCCCCUCAUUUAGAUUCAGCCAUGCAAUUUCACAGGGCUCUGGAUCCUGCUGCUGCUGCAUACCUGUUCCAAAGGCAGCUUUCACCUACCCCAGGUUACCCAAGUCAGUAUCAACUCUAUGCGAUGGAGAACACACGGCAGACAAUCCUAAAUGACUAUAUUACCUCUCAGCAGAUGCAGGUUAAUUUACGCCCUGAUGUAACCAGAGGACUAUCUCCUAGAGAGCAAACUUUAGCUCUCCCAUAUGCGGGAGCCAGAGGAAUUAUUGACCUGAACAAUAUGGCUCCCACUAUCUUAGUCCCUCAUCCAGGAGGAACAAGUACCCCUCCAAUGGAGAGAAUCACUUAUAUCCCUGGUACCCAGCUCACGUUCCCUCCGAGGCCUUACAACCCUGCAUCUAUGUCACCAGGACACGCUACACAUCUGGCUUCUGCAGCUGCCAACGCUGAGAGGGAGCGGGAGAGGGAACGGGAGAAGGAACGUGAAAGGGAGCGAGAGAGAGAAAGAGAGAGGGAGAGAAUCGCUGCAGUUCCCGCUGAGCACUACCUUCGGCCUGGUACAGAGCAGCCUGGUAGACCUGGCAGUCAUGGAUACGUUCGCUCACCUUCUCCUUCUGUUAGAACCCAAGAGAACAUGCUGCAACAAAGGCCCAGUAUUUUCCAAGGAACCAACGGGACAAGUGUAAUUACCCCCCUGGAUCCUGCUGCUCAGCUACGCAUCAUGCAGCUCACGCCUGGAGCCCCCUCCAUAACUCCAGGAUUGCCUGCUUCCCGUUACAACACUGCUGCUGAUGCCCUCGCUGCAUUGGUGGAUGCUGCAGCCUCUGCUCCUCAGAUGGAAGUUGUCAAAGCAAAAGAGCACAAGCAUGAAGGAACCAGAAUAGAAGAGAACAUGGGGCGCAGGUCAACGGUGGUUAGUGAACAGCAGCAACAGAUGGAGCAGAAAACACUGGAAACAGAAAAGAGGUCUGUUCAGUGCCCAUACACAUCGGCAGCUUUUUCCAGUGGCAAGUCCCAGGGUCCGUCUUCAUCGGUAGUUUAUUCAGAGGCUGGUAAAGACAAAGGUCCUCCUCCUAAAUCCCGGUAUGAGGAAGAGUUAAGGACUCGUGGGAAGACCACCAUUACUGCUGCUAACUUCAUAGAUGUGAUCAUCACUCGGCAGAUUGCUUCGGACAAGGAUGCACGGGAUCGGGGCUCCCAAAGUUCAGAUUCUUCUAGCAGUUUAUCUUCCCACCGAUAUGAAGCGCCUGGAGAUGCCAUUGAGGUCAUUAGCCCUGCAAAUUCACCUGUACCUCCCCAAGAGAAACUACAGUCCUAUCAACUAGAGGCACCCAAACCAAGCCAGGCAGAAAGUGAUCCCAACAGGCAGUAUGAAGGUCCAGUUCACCGAUAUAGGGCACAACAGGAAUCUCCUUCUCCGCAGCAGCCUCCACUGCCUUCCUCUCAGGCAGAGGGGAUCGGACAUGUACCUAGGACCCAUCGUCUGAUCACACUUGCUGACCAUAUCUGCCAAAUUAUUACACAAGACUUUGCUAGAAACCAAGUGGCCUCACAGGUAUCCCUGCAGCCUCCGACUAGUACGUUUCAGAACUCUGCUUCUGCUUCAGCUACUACCCCUACUCGGGCAAAGGCUUCAGACCGCUACAGCCCCGAGUCACAGUCUGUUCACCAUCAACGGCCAAGUGCCAGAGUGUCUCCUGAAAAUCUCUCUGACAAAUCCAGAGCAAGAGCUGGGAAGUCCCCAGAGAGAAGUCAUGUCUCUUCAGAACCCUAUGAGCCAGUCUCACCGCCGCAGCUCCCAGUUGUACAUGAGAAACAAGACAAUAUUAUAUUGCUUUCCCAAAGAAAUGAGCCUGCUGAACAGAGGACUGACUCUCGCUCUCCAGGGAGUAUAAGUUACCUUCCUUCAUUCUUCACCAAGCUUGAAAACACCUCUCCAAUGGUGAAGUCCAAGAAACAGGAGAUAUUUCGUAAGUUGAACUCCUCUAGUGGAGGUGACUCUGACAUGGCAACUGCUCAGCCAGGAACUGAAAUAUUUAAUUUGCCAGCAGUCACUACCUCAGGUGCAGUCAGUUCUAGGGGUCAUUCCUUUGCAGAUCCUGCCAGUAAUCUGGGUCUGGAAGACAUUAUUAGGAAGGCAUUGAUGGGCAGCUUUGAUGACAAAGGGGAGGAUCAUGGAGUUGUAAUGUCUCAGACUAUGGGGAUAGCACCUGGUAGUUCCAACCCUGCAGUCUCAGCUAAUAGCGAGGCCCGUAGAGAGGAAGCUAAUCCAUCACCCAAUUCAGGAGGGGGAGUUGGCAAGCAGAAGUUAAUUGGCAAGUCUAAUAUUAGGAAGUCUAAAUCUCCUAUUCCUGGGCAGGGAUACUUAGGAACUGAGAGACCUUCCUCUGUCUCAUCUGUACAUUCAGAAGGAGAUUACCACAGGCAGACUCCGGUGUGGGCCUGGGAAGACAGGCCUUCUUCAACAGGAUCAACUCAGUUUCCUUACAACCCCUUGACAAUGCGGAUGCUCAGCAGUACACCACCAACGUCCAUUGCAUGUGCCCCGCCAUCCAUGAGCCAAGCAGCCACUCACCAACAGAACAGGAUAUGGGAGCGAGAGCCUGCACCACUGCUUUCAGCACAAUAUGAGACUCUGUCUGACAGUGAUGACUGAACUAUGCAGAGUUUUUUUUUAAUUUGUGGGUCGAAAAAACUCUAUUUUUGACUUAUGCCCAAAGGGACUUCCCAAGAGAGCAAGGGCCACGCAUGAAGAGAUGAUGGGGAGCUAUUUGGAGAGUAAAUUGAAAAGAUUCUGUCUGCACAGACCACGUGUAGGAGGAUCGUGAUUGAGGAGGGUUGAUGUACUAAAAAUAAAUAUGUAAAGACUUUUUAAAAAGUGGACUAUUCCUGUUCUGCAUCUAUUUGUAAAGAAAACCAUAAUGUCUUUAAAUCAUUCUUCUGUAAAUAGAGAGUACUUUUUGCAGUGUUUUUUUCCCUUGCUGUAGUCUCUGGUGUACUUACGUUCAAUCAUUGCAUAAGCCUUAGGGGUCAUUUUGUAAUUUUUUUUAAAGCAUUUUCUCAAGUGUAGAGUACUCUUCAUACCUUACUCUCCCAACCGACAUAGCAUCAUUGCCUGUUAAUGCAGUGCCACCUCUUAGUGGUGGUGUGCUUCAAUUUAAUUUUUUCCCUAGAGACAGUGGUGUUCAAGCUCUUGUGAAAAUGUUGAUUUUUAAGACUGACCCCUUAACGAAUUCUGUACAUUAACAUAGUCAGGUCUGCUGGGGUAAGAUGAUAUAUUUCUUUGAUUUUUAAAUUUCUGCCACAUUGUAAAUUUUCAGUGCUGUCAGUUUUAUUUAGCAACACUGCAGAAAUAUUAUUGCAUGGGUAUGUUUAUGGUUCAGUUUAAAAAGAAAAAACAGUAACAAAAAACCCAACCAAGCAGCUUCUGGAGUCAUACCUCACUGUUAUGCACACUGGUAAUUUAACUGUGCCCCAAAAGACUAUUUUAAUGUUUUCUGUUUCUGCAUUGUAUGCAGCUGAAAAAGGCUACUAUUUUAAACAAAUUUUACUACCAUUAAUAUCCAUAUAAAUCACAGCAGAUUGCUUAACUGAACAAAGGCUCUGGGUGGGUUGUUGGGUCCAUCAAGAAAAAUAUAUCCACUGCUCUAGUUUAAAAAUAAAUAAAUAAAUAACGCUUUUUCUGAGCUUUGUAAUCAAGGAAUAUGAGAGUCAACUUUCUGGGCUCUGACAGCCAGUUUGAAAAAAAUACUGUGAUUAUUGCUCACUUCAUUCUAAUUGUUAAAUGUCUUUUAACAUGCAUUUUAAAACCUAGUCCAGUAAGAGAAGUGAUUUGCAUAGAAACCUAUUUUUUUAUAUUGAACCAACCCCUAAACUUUACUUGAUAGAGACUCUCUCUCUCUAAAAAAAAUUGCUUAUGGUACUAGAAGAGGGUCUUUUUAUCCAUUCAUCUGUCAGUGCCUGCUGCAAUUGGAGGCCUUUGCUGUAGUAAUAUACUUGUAGUACAUGCAUCUGAUUAGUAUGGCCACCAUGUCAGCUGGAAUCUGUUUGCCACAUUUCACUUUCAUAUGGUUGCACUGGCCCCAGGACCAUGAGUUUAAGUGCUCUGGGGUACAAGGAGACAAGUAUUGAUAUGGGGAGAAAACCAUUGAAUGGGUGGGUGGCAAAGUCAAAUAUUAAAUGAAACAUUUAAGCAGCAUGUGUCCCUUCAGCAAUUUGAACCAAGACCACGUUCAGCAUUUGUCUCAGGAAGAGGUUGUCAGACUUAUCACAAUCUUUCAGCCUACUGAAGAAAGUUUAAUUUUAGACCUUUAUUUGCAAUUCCUUAUGUCUGGAAGGUAUACAAAUUUGUAACUUGGGAGUCCAUGCAGGUGCUGUGUUUCAUAGGUCUGUGAUGCCCUUUGCCUGUAUUUAACAUGGGAAGAGGUACAGAACCCCUUGUGCUAUAAAUCUUUUAAAAGUGUGUUGUACUUCAUUGAAGAGAGCCCCAGGUUGUCCCAACUGUAGGAAAGAGAAAGCAACAGGAGAUUUUAGACUCCUCUCUGCUGGUUUGCAGUCUGUCUUGGAAACUUGAUGAGCUGUAAGUAUUGCAGGUUUGCUUUGCUGCUGUAUUUAAAUGCUGUAUCCUGCAGCGUUAAAAUCAGUUGGAAGUGUUAAAAUCUUUAGUCCUCCUGAAAAAUGUGAAAACCCUGAAGCAUGUCAGGUGUAAAGUGAACAACUCUGUUUGGAGUCCCUAUCCCCCUGAUUUUAACUGUCUUUUAUUUUCUUUACUCAUCUUCAAGGACACACUGCUAUAAGUCAGUCUCCCCACAUUGUGAAUUUAAAUUUGGGAAAGUGAAAAAUGGAGUGCCAUUCCAAAGUUCGUCUUUUCUCCUUUCCUCAGUGUAACAAAACCUCAGUAUGUUUUGAAAUAGAGGCUUGUACCUGCAAAGCCUGUGGUUAAUUAUACUGUAUGAUCAUCUGUUCUUUAGCCUAAUUUACAUAAAGGAGGGAAAUCUAUGUGUUCUCUUUACUGCUGUUGCAAGGUAUCCUAACUAAAUAAGGGUAGUCAAGCAGCCCCUCUUUUGUGGAAUAACCCUCAGAGGCAUAGGAGAAGAGUGGCAUUUGCACAUCUUUUGUUUUUCUUCUUGUGAAGCAAUUUUUUUAGGGUUCCUUAAGUUUUUUUUAAUUUUUGAUAAUACCCAGAGCCUAAGCAUUAUUAAAAAAAAUUCCAGUAGCCUUUGAAUAUGGAAUUACACCUGGCCUGUUUCAAACAGGAGGGUGUCUGUAAAUCAUUGUUUACAAAAGUAGUUUACUACAAGAUUUGUAACUGUUGAUUUCUGAUCAGUGCUUUCACAAUGUUUUCCUCUUGCUAUGUUCAGUGAUUCUGAUAUGAAAACAUUUAAGACUUGAAAAAACCCAUGCAUCAUGCUAAAAUUUAGUUUUUUUCCACAAAAUGUCUUCAGUAGACAAUGACUUCUGGAUUCAGACCAAUCAAUAAAGGGGAUCAGUUCUCCAUUU
Chelonoidis abingdonii (Abingdon island giant tortoise) is the source of this 10667-nucleotide messenger RNA. It is a transcript of the gene NCOR1, whose product is annotated as nuclear receptor corepressor 1. Gene Ontology annotation, molecular function: nuclear thyroid hormone receptor binding; transcription corepressor activity. Gene Ontology annotation, cellular component: chromatin. Lineage: Eukaryota; Metazoa; Chordata; Testudines; Testudinidae. Gene Ontology annotation, biological process: negative regulation of transcription by RNA polymerase II. The record is from RefSeq and is a predicted model, not a curated record.